This is a messenger RNA of Bathycoccus prasinos, 1683 nucleotides long. Its product is annotated as phytoene desaturase. The transcript has a single exon. Gene Ontology annotation, biological process: carotenoid biosynthetic process. Bases 1 to 1683 code for a protein of 560 amino acids. The record is from RefSeq and is a predicted model, not a curated record. Gene Ontology annotation, molecular function: phytoene dehydrogenase activity. Lineage: Eukaryota; Viridiplantae; Chlorophyta; Mamiellophyceae; Mamiellales; Bathycoccaceae.
AUGAACGGAAGGAACGCAUCAUCGUUGGCGAGGACGAGCAAAGCGUCGUGUUCGUCGUCGUCGUCGAGAAGAAGAAGAAGAACAACGAGAACAAAUGUCCGAUGCAAAGCAAAAGAUUAUCCAAAACCAAACUUGGACGUCACCUCUAACGAGAACUAUCAACGCGCGAAACAACUCUCAGGAAAGCUUUCCAAGAACUACUCGGGAAAGAACAAAGAGAAAAGCGUCAUCGUCAUCGGAGGCGGGUUAGCUGGUUUAUCUACUGGGAAAUAUCUCACCGAUUUAGGCUACUCUGUGAAAGUGGUUGAAAGGUUGAAAAUUUUAGGCGGGAAAGUGUCCGCCUGGCAAGACAAAGACGGGGAUUGGAUCGAAACCGGUCUGCAUAUAUUCUUCGGCGCGUACCCGAACAUGAUGAAUUUAUUCAAGGAAUUAAACAUCGAAGACCGGUUACAGUGGAAGAAACACACGAUGUGUUUCGCGAUGCAAGAUUACCCGGGGGAGUUUACGGAGUUUUGGUUCCCGGAGAAUGUACCGGCGCCAUUUAAUAUGGCCGCAGCGAUCUUACAAAACGAUAAGAUGUUGAGUUGGGAGGAGAAGAUAAAAACGGGCGUGCCGCUGUUACCGAUGCUUAUUGGUGGACAAGAGUAUAUCGACGCGCAGGAUGAACUUUCGGUGAGCGAGUGGAUGAAGAAAAAUGGGAUGCCGGAGAGAGUUUCGGAGGAAUUGUUCAUCGCGAUGGGGAAGGCGUUAGAUUUCAUAGACUCGGAUAAGUUGAGCAUGACGGUCAUUUUAACCGCGAUGAACCGGUUUAUUAACGAAACGGACGGGUCAAAAACGGCUUUUUUAGACGGGAAUCAGCCCGAUAGGUUGUGUAAGCCGAUGAAAGAGUACAUCGAAGGUAACAACGAGAAUGGGACCAAAGGAGAGGUUAUCGUCGGGAUGCCUUUGCGGGAGAUUAUGAUCGACGAAGCGAGCAACGAAGUCAUCGGCGUUCGCGUAGGUGAAGGAGAUGAAAUCAUGACGGCAGAUAUGUAUGUUUCGGCCAUGUCUGUCGACGCUUUAAAACUGUACCUUCCAACCGCGUGGAAAACGAUGCCUUUUUUCAAACAACUGGACGAACUCUCCGGUGUUCCAGUUAUCAACGUACACUUGUGGUUCGAUAGGAAGCUUCGACCGUACGACGGCUUGGUCUUCUCGAGAUCAACGUUACUCAGCGUGUACGCUGACAUGAGCGAGUGUUGCAAAGAGUACGAAAACAAAGAGAAGACGAUGCUCGAACUCGUCUUUGCGCCUUGCGACGCCCAAAGCGGCGCGGAGGUCAACUGGAUCAAAAAAUCCGACGAAGAAAUCGUCGCGGCGACCAUGCUCGAACUCGAGCGCUUGUUUCCCGACGAAAUAAAAAACGCCAAUUUAUUGAAAUCAGCUGUCGUCAAAACGCCUCGUUCGGUGUACCGAGCGAUACCCGGGCGGAACAAAUUUCGCCCCUCUCAAUCUACGCCGAUACGGAAUUUCACUCUCGCCGGAGAUUUCACGUCACAAAAGUAUUUAGGGAGCAUGGAAGGCGCAAUUUUAAGCGGAAAGCUCGCCAGCGAAGUCGUGGACGAUCGCUUGAACUCUUCCAGAGAGACAUUUUCAAUCCCGCCUAAAGAGGUUCACGAAAGCGUCCUUCUUCGCUCGACGUAG